Molecule: messenger RNA, 2818 nt
Organism: Heterocephalus glaber (naked mole-rat)
Lineage: Eukaryota; Metazoa; Chordata; Mammalia; Rodentia; Bathyergidae
Source: RefSeq, a predicted model, not a curated record
GAUGGCGGCCUGUGGAGUGGGCUGGGGGCCCAGCUUCAGGGAACAGACCGAGCAGGCCCAGUCCUCAGUGGGCCACGUUGCCGAUGUGCGUCCCUGGGUGACCUCUGAGGGCUCAGCUCUGAUGCUGAAGCACCCCAGGGAGAGGCACACAGCGCUGUGUCUCCAAAUGGCAACCCGCGGAGGAACAAUGGGUAACCAGAUGAGUGUUCCACAAAGAGUCCAAGAUGAAGAGCAUGACUGGGAAGCAGGCACUUACAAGAUAGCGUCAGACAGCCAGUGUGGCCAGAACGGGACACCAGUGAUCAUAUCAGCACACACCAUCCAGCACUACGAUGAAGUCGAUCUGGGAAUACGCGUGCAGACAGACAAUGUGGACACUUCUUCCCCCAGGACAGUGGAGGACAGCACUGCUGCGGAUGCCAGCGGAAAGGAUCUUGGGAAAGGCGCCAAACCCGAGGCCCCAGCUGCUAAAUCUCGUUUUUUCUUGACACUCUCUCGGCCUGUACCAGGACGUACCAGAGACCAAGGCAUGGAUUCAUCCACGGGAGCAGCGAAGCCUGAUGUCAGCUCCAACACGACUCCAGCGAACAAAGACCCGAGUGACAGCCCGGCCCUUCUCGGAGCAGCUGCACCGGGGCCGGCCAUGGAUAAAAGCCCAGGGCUGAGCCCAGCCGGGGACCAGGGCCUGCCGGCCACCGGGACACAGGCUCCUCUCCCACCUGAGUUAGUGAGCGAGGCCCCCUCCAAGCGCAAGGACUCCAGCUUUUUCGACAAAUUUUUCAAGCUGGACAAGGGAUGGGAAAAGGCAGCAGCUGAAGACCAGCAGGAAGCCAAGAAGGCGGAGCAUCCAGCCGCGGUGGAGGCCAAGGAGGUCCCGGGGUUGUCCCGGCAGUCCCGCGGUGUGCAGACAGGGGAGGAUAUAGUUGACAGCAAGGAAACAGAAGGACAAGAAAUUGAAACUUCAAACUGCUCUGUCCCUGGGGACCCAGAAGGGCUGGAGGUAGCAAGGGAGGACUCCCCAACAACAGAUACCACGGAGAACAAUACUGCCAUCAUGAGUUUCUUCAGAACUCUGGUGUCACCCAACAAAGCCAAAACAAAAAGAGAGCCAGAAGACACGGCAUCCAAAGCAGAAAGUGUCUGUGAUGGACAAGCUGGUCAGAACACGUCAGAGACCCGGGGAAAAGGCGGCAAGAAAAAGCACCUGGAGAGCCCCAGGCUAGGACUCGCCUUUAGAAAAUUCUUUAGACAUCAGGGUGCUGAGAAGUCACCCAGCCCUGUGGCCAACCUCAAGUCAGACAAAGCCAACUUUACCCCCCAGGAGACCCCGGGGGGACCCCAGAGCCCCAAAGGCAGCCCACCAGGCCAGGCAACGUCUCCAACAGCCGCUGGGGCAGCAAAGGACAGUAGCAAGGAGAAGGCGGGACCCACCUCUCUGCCCCUGGGCAAACUGUUUUGGAAAAAGUCAGUUAAAGAGGAGUCAGUCCCCACAGGUGCAGAGGAGAAUUCAGUGAAAGGGGAUGGAGGGAUCACGCACUCGGAAGAAAUAAAUGGGAAAGACUCCAACAACCAAACAUCAAACUCCACGGAGAAGGCCCUCACAGCGAAGGCCACUACACCGCCGGAGCCGGAGCCCCUGGGAGCAGCUCAGAAGGGGAAAGAAGGCUCCGCCAAGGACAAGAAGUCAGCAGAGGUGAACAAGCAGAAGGACAACAAGCAGGAAGCCAGAGAGCCUGCCCAGUGUGCAGAGCAGGCCGUGGGCGAGAUCAGCGCCCUGCAGAAUGGGGACAAGUCGCAGAAGAGACCUGAGAAGCGGCGCCAGUCCCUCGGGGGCUUCCUCAAGGGCCUGGGACCAAAGCGGAUGUCGGAUGCUCAAGUGCAAACAGACCCCGUAUCCAUCGGGCCCCCGGGAAAAUCCAAGUAAACAAAUCACCAGGUUCUACCACCGAGCUGUCUGCCUGCUCCAUCUCCUCCCAAACACACGCUAUGUAUAUAUUUUUACUUCUCAUUCCCGUCCAAUGAAAUUCUGCCUACAAAUUCAGCCUGAGCUGUUGUAUUUUGAGGUGUAUUAUUUAUGUCUCUGGUCCAGUCUUCUGGCAAAUCACUGUAAAGAUGGGUCAGCAGGUUAACUAGAGAGGCUGGAGGAGCUGACCAGUGCCCAGCAGGGCAGGGCGGAGGCAGAGGGACACGUUUGUGUUAAGUUGUAAAACACGGCAGAGACAAGUAAGUUGCAGAAGAACAGUAUCUGCGGGAAAAAAUUAAGUUUUGCAGCAGAUACACGCUCGGCCUCUCAAUCCGAAGAGAGGAGAGGACGCUGUUUAAGUUUACACUUCAAGGCCGGAGCGCCCAGGCUCUGCGUUGGGCGGUUGCCACUUUCCUGGAAUGGAAUGUGUGAGGCAGGAAAAGGAAUGAAUAAGCGUUGGUUUUCUAAUAGACCCCAUAAAGUCAUUGAUGAGAGAGAAACGAUCGACUGCAGAGGGCUUGAAAUGAUUUGGGAAAGCAAUUGCUUUUAAGGCACAGGGACAAGGGCGAGGAUUGAUUACAAUUAAAUAAAAUAAAUUAAAUGAAGUUGCAAGUUUAUUUUGCAACACAAGGGGGCGCCAAGAUCUCCGUUUUUAUCCCCUAUUCUGCAACCCUAACAAAGAUUUGGUCUCCGCGAUCUUACAUUAUUAAUGUUUCUCAGAUGGCUGAGGGGCUGGCUUCAUCUGUUCCGUCUGACACUUACCUCAAGUCUGUCUGUAAUUUCUUAAUGCUCUCAGGAUGUGCUCUGAUAAAACCCUCCCCAUAACCCCAGUUAAUAAAAAUUUACAGAAUAUUA